Molecule: messenger RNA, 375 nt
Organism: Miscanthus lutarioriparius
Lineage: Eukaryota; Viridiplantae; Streptophyta; Magnoliopsida; Poales; Poaceae
Source: the annotation of a GenBank genome assembly
AUGGCGAUCAAGAAGGGCGGCGCGGCGGCGUCGGGGCUGAAGCAGAUCCUGAGGCGGUGCUCGAGCCUGGGGCGGCGCCAGCAGCAGCAGCAGCACAGCGGAGAGGAGGACUACAACGAGGACGAAGAGGCGACCGGGCUGCCGUCCGACGUGCCGCGGGGCCACUUCGCGGUGUACGUGGGCGAGCGGCGGUGCCGGUUCGUGGUGCCCAUCGCGCUGCUGGACCGCCCCGAGUUCCGGUCCCUGCUGCGGCGCGCCGAGGAGGAGUUCGGGUUCGCGGGCGCCGGCGCCGGCGGCAUCCUCGUCCUCCCCUGCGAGGAGGUCGCCUUCCGCUCCCUCACCUCCGCGCUCGCCUGCGCCGGCGGCGCCCGGUGA